This is a messenger RNA of Rhizopus microsporus ATCC 52813, 906 nucleotides long. RefSeq lists its product as uncharacterized. Lineage: Eukaryota; Fungi; Mucoromycota; Mucoromycetes; Mucorales; Rhizopodaceae. The transcript has 5 exons. Gene Ontology annotation, molecular function: RNA binding. The coding region runs from base 28 to 906 and encodes 292 amino acids. Gene Ontology annotation, cellular component: nucleus. The record is from RefSeq and is a predicted model, not a curated record.
CUUAAUAUUCAUCUAUUUUAAUAAAUAAUGACUGAGAACAUAAAAAAAAGAAAGUGGGAUCAAGAAGAUCAAAAGGACGAAAAUGCACCAGAAAAGAAAGUAACAAAACUAGAUGCUGAUCCUACAAAAGUAGCUAGUGAAGCAGCAGCUAGAAUCAAUGCCAUGCUUCAACAGAAAGGAAUCAACCUACAUGCUGAAGAGAGCAAAGAGGGUGAAUUCACAAAGAACAUCCCAAUUAAUGAUUUGAAGAAUAGAUAUAUGCUAACUCGUGGAGCAACUCAAUCUCAGAUUCAUCAGGAAACCGGAGCAGAUGUGACAACACGAGGAAAGUAUUAUCCAGAUAUAUCCUUAGCCUCACCGGGAGAACCACCACUCUAUUUACAUGUUAGCGCAAAAACAAGAGAAUCUUUGGAUAAAGCUGUGAAAAAGAUACAGGAGUUGAUCGAGACUGCACAAGUUCCUUCGGCUCAGCCAGUUGAGAAGCCAGAAAAACGAUUUGAACGCAAGCUCUUUGAAAAGAAGAUACCUGUGAAUGUACCUGGUAAUCCACCUUUCAACCUUCGCGCCAAAAUUGUAGGUCCUCAAGGUGCCUUUGUAAAGCAUAUUGUUCAAGAAACAGGAGCUCGUGUGCAAUUAAAGGGAAAGGGUUCUGGGUUUAUUGAUGCAACUACUGGUAAAGAAUCAGAGGAAGAAUUGCAUGUCCAUAUCACUUGUCUUAAAGAGGAUGGCUUGGAUUCAGCAGUUAAAUUGACUGAGGACUUAUUGGCUACGGUUAGACAAGAAGCUGAAAGGUUACAAUCUUAUGGAUAUGGACGUGGUCGUCCAGGUUACAACGGAGUAAGUGUGAUGAUAACAUACAGUUUUUUUUACUUUAUAAAGCAUAAAAAAAAGAAGCACGCAAAAUGA